GGGUCGGGGCCAUGGGCCGGCGCUGCGCUGCGGGACGGGGCGGCCGCCGCAGGAGCCCGGGGCCCGGGCCGCUCGGGGUCCCCAGCCCAGGCCCACGCGCGCCCACGCGAGGCGGGUGAGGGGCGCCCCCAAGGCGGAGGGAGCCGGGGCCGGCCAGCGGCGCCAGGAUGCUCAUCAAGGAGUACCACAUCCUGCUGCCCAUGGGCCUGGACGAGUACCAGGUGGCCCAGCUCUACAUGAUCCAGAAAAAGAGCCGGGAGGAGUCAAGCGGGGAGGGCAGUGGUGUGGAGAUCCUGGCCAACCAGCCCUACACAGACGGGCCCGGCGGCAGCGGGCAGUACACACACAAGGUGUACCACGUGGGCUCCCACAUCCCAGGCUGGUUCCGGGCACUGCUGCCCAAGGCCGCCUUGCAGGUAGAGGAGGAGUCCUGGAAUGCCUACCCCUACACCCGGACCCGGUACACCUGCCCCUUCGUGGAGAAGUUCUCCAUUGAAAUCGAGACAUACUACCUGCCCGAUGGGGGGCAGCAGCCCAACGUCUUCAACCUGAGUGGGGCAGAGAGGAGACAGCGCAUCCUGGAUACCAUCGAUAUCGUGCGGGACGCGGUGGCCCCCGGGGAGUACAAGGCGGAGGAGGACCCGCGGCUGUACCGCUCGGUGAAGACGGGCAGGGGGCCGCUGGCAGACGACUGGGCCCACACGGCCGCCCAGACGGGGCCCCUGAUGUGUGCCUACAAGCUGUGCAAGGUGGAGUUCCGCUACUGGGGCAUGCAGGCCAAGAUCGAGCAGUUCAUCCACGACGUCGGCCUGCGCAGGGUGAUGCUGCGGGCCCACCGCCAGGCCUGGUGCUGGCAGGACGAGUGGACUGAGCUGAGCAUGGCCGACAUCCGGGCCCUGGAGGAGGAGACGGCCCGCAUGCUGGCACAACGCAUGGCCAAGUGCAACAUGAGUGCCGAGGGAUCCGAGGCCCUGCCCUCGGGGAAGCCCAGCACGGAGUCUGGGGCCAGCCAUGCCAGCACCCCCGAUGGGCCUGAGGCCCCCACGGGCCCCGACGCCUCGCCCGAUGCCAGCUUUGGCAAGCAGUGGUCCUCCUCGUCCAGGUCCUCCUACUCAUCCCAGCAUGGAGGCGGCGUGUCCCCCCAGAGCCUGUCUGAGUGGCGCAUGCAAAACAUCGCCCGGGACUCUGAGAACAGCUCCGAGGAGGAGUUCUUCGAUGCCCACGAGGGCUUCUCAGACAGUGACGAGGUCUUCCCCAAGGAGAUGACCAAGUGGAACUCCAACGAUUUCAUCGACGCCUUUGCUUCCCCCACAGAGGCCGAGGGGGCCCCAGUGGCUCUCCUCUGCUCUGCAGACCCUGGAACCGAGGCCACCAAAGAUGUUGGGGAAGGGGCCCAGGCACCCAGGGACUCGGAGGGUCCAGAUGGAGGCGGGGAGCUGGGGGCCGAGGUGUGUGCCGUGCACGCCCUCUUCCUCAUCCUGCACAGCGGCAACAUCCUGGACUUGGGGCCGGGCGACGCCAACUCCAAGCAGGCCGACGUGCAGACGCUGAGCCUGGCCUUCGAGGCUGUCACCCGAGUGCAUUUCCCCGAGGCUCUGGGCCACGUGGCGCUGCGCCUGGUGCCCUGCCCUCCCAUCUGUGCUGCUGCCUACGAGCUUGUCUCCAACCUGAGCCCCUACAGCCACGACGGGGACAGCCUGUCCCGCUCGCAGGACCACAUCCCCCUGGCCGCCCUGCCGCUGCUGGCUACCUCGUCUUCCCGCUACCAGGGCGCCGUGGCCACCGUGAUCGCCCGCACCAACCAGGCCUAUGCCGCCUUCCUGCGCUCGGCCGAGGGCGCUGGCUUCUGUGGCCAGGUGGUGCUGAUCGGAGACGGCGUCGGGGGCAUCCUGGGCUUUGACGCCCUCUGCCACAGUGCUGGCACGGGCUCGGGCAGCCGGGGCAGCAGCCGCCGAGGGAGCAUGAACAAUGAGAUGCUGUCCCCAGAAGUCGGCCCGCUGCGGGACCCCCUGGCAGACGGGGUGGAGGGGUUGACCCGGGCCAGUCCGGAACCCUCGGCCUUGCCCGCCCAGCGGACGCCAAGCGACGUGGCCAGUCCUGAGCCCGAGGGCCCUCUGAGCAGCCUGCAGGCAGCUCCACCAGCCGCCUCCACAGCUGCUACCGGAGACCCCCGGCGAGCCAGCACAGCCUCCUGCCCGCUGGCUGCCAAUUCUGAGGCCCCCGAAGGCCCCGCCGGCUCCAUCCGCCUUCAAGGUCUGGACUUCAAGGUCUCCGGCUUCUUUCUCUUUGGCUCCCCGCUGGGCCUGGUGCUGGCUCUGCGUAAAACCGUGAUGCCUGCUCUGGAGGAGCGCUGCUCGGCUCUGCUGCCAGGAUUGAACCCACAGCCUCUGGGGCCUCGGGCAUGCAAGCUGCCGCUCCAACAGGCUGAGCGCUCUCGCGGGCCCAAGAGCGCUCCCCUGGCUCAGAUGCGCCCAGCCUGCGAGCAGAUAUACAACCUCUUCCACGCGGCCGACCCCUGUGCCUCCCGCCUCGAACCCCUGCUGGCCCCCAAGUUCCAGGCCAUUGCCCCCCUGGCUGUGCCCCGCUACCAGAAGUUCCCCCUGGGAGACGGCUCGUCCCUGCUGCUGGCCGACACGCUGCAGACACACUCGGGCCUCUUCCUGGAGGAGCUGGAGAUGGUGCCCUCCACGCCCACCUCGGCCAGCGGCGCCUUCUGGAAGGGCGGCGACUUAGGCAACGACCCUGCGGCGCCCAGCACCACCGGCGAGGUGGUGAAGAUCCUGGAGCGCUGGUGGGGGACCAAGAGGAUCGACUACUCGCUGUACUGCCCCGAGGCGCUCACCGCCUUCCCCACCGUGGCCCUGCCGCACCUCUUCCACGCCAGCUACUGGGAGUCCGCCGACGUGGUGGCCUUCAUCCUGCGCCAGGUGAUCGAGAAGGAGCAGCCCCAGCUGACCGAAUGCGAGGAGCCGUCCAUCUACAGCCCGGCCUUCCCCAGGGAGAAGUGGCAGCGCAAGCGCACCCAAGUCAAGAUCCGGAAUGUCACUUCCAACCACCGGGCGGGCGACACGGUGGUGUGCGAGGGCCGGUCGCAGGUGCUGAACGGGCGCUUCAUGUACGGGCCCCUGGACGUGGUCACGCUCACCGGAGAGAAGGUGGACAUCUACGUCAUGACGCAGCCGCUGUCCGGCAAGUGGAUCCACUUCGGCACGGAGGUCACCAACGGCUCGGGGCGUCUCACUUUCCCUGUCCCCCCGGAGCGGGCCCUGGGCAUCGGGGUCUACCCGGUGCGCAUGGUGGUCAGGGGUGACCACACAUAUGCUGAGUGCUGCCUGACCGUGGUCGCCCGAGGCACCGAUGCCGUGGUCUUCAGCAUCGACGGCUCCUUCACCGCCAGCGUGUCCAUCAUGGGCAGUGACCCCAAGGUGCGCGCCGGCGCGGUGGACGUGGUCAGGCACUGGCAGGACGCGGGCUACCUGAUCGUCUACGUGACGGGCAGGCCAGACAUGCAGAAGCACCGCGUGGUGGCCUGGCUGUCACAGCACAACUUCCCACACGGCGUGGUCUCUUUCUGCGACGGCCUGACCCACGACCCACUGCGCCAGAAGGCCGUGUUCCUGCAGGGCCUGGUGCAGGAGGUGGAACUGAAUAUCGUGGCGGGCUACGGGUCCCCGAAAGACGUGGCUGUGUACGCAGCGCUGGGCCUGCCACCCAGCCAGACCUACAUCGUGGGGCGCGCUGUGCGGAAGCUGCAGGCCCAGUGCCAGUUCCUGUCGGACGGCUAUGUGGCCCACCUGGGUCAACUGGAGGCGGGCUCGCACCCUCACGCCCCGACGGGCCCCCCGAGGGCCGCCCUGACCAAGAGCAGCUACGGCACACCAGCCCCGGUGGACUUCCUCCGCAAGCAGAGCCAGCUUCUGCGUUCCAGGGGCCCCAGCCAGGCGGAGCGCGAGGGCCCGGGGACGCCGCCCACCACGCUGGCCCGAGGCAAGGCCCGAAGCAUCAGCCUCAAGCUGGACAGUGAGGAGUGAACCCCGAGGGCCCGGACCCAGUUUAUUUAUUCACGCACUCGAGGGGCGCACGUGGGCCAAGCGAGGGCCCUGACCUCUGGUCCCGGCCUUGGCUCCCCCAGCCCCACCCUGCAUCUCUGCCUGCCCCUCAGUGUCACUUCCUUUUGGUGUAGAGGCCUCAGCCCCCCGGAGGGAGGGAGCACCAGGCCCCAGAGACUUUUCCAGUGUGUGUGUGAACCACAGAAAUAAACACAACCUGCACCCUAUCUGCCCCUCCCUGGCAUCACCAGGCAGCCGAGUCCUGACUGCAGGCAGAGAGGGUGGAGCCUGCAUUUCGGUCUGCAGGGCCCACCCCAGCCUCUGGCAGCCGAAGCCAGCUUUGCCCCAAGGACUGAAGACUGGGCACAACCCCGGUCAGACAGGAAACGGCUUCCUUUGAAGCUAGGGGGACCGCUCAGUCAAGGCCCUAGGUUUGAGCCCUGGGGUGCGCAGGGAGACACCAUGAAUGGCAAGCAGCGCUGCAGUGUCCUCUCAAAAAGAAACUCAGGACAGAGAGCUCCUGGUGACGGUAUUCCACACGCCCGAGGCCCCGAUUCAAGCCUCAGCACUGUAUUAAAAAGUUUUUUGUUUUU
Erinaceus europaeus (western European hedgehog) is the source of this 4642-nucleotide messenger RNA. It is a transcript of the gene PITPNM1, whose product is annotated as phosphatidylinositol transfer protein membrane associated 1. The transcript has 25 exons. Gene Ontology annotation, cellular component: cytoplasm. The record is from RefSeq and is a predicted model, not a curated record. Bases 168 to 4031 code for a protein of 1287 amino acids. Gene Ontology annotation, molecular function: metal ion binding; phosphatidylcholine intramembrane carrier activity; phosphatidylcholine binding. NCBI's taxonomy places the organism in Eukaryota, Metazoa, Chordata, Mammalia, Eulipotyphla, Erinaceidae. Gene Ontology annotation, biological process: phospholipid transport.